GUUCUUGAGUUUGAACAAAGCAGACACAAGCAGUUGAAGACCAGAGCGCAAACCACGCGACGCAACACUCGGCUAUUGAGACAAGGAAAGCGGAACAACUUGGACAACGUCGGGGAACCCUCUGAAGUCACUGUUAUUAGCAGAUCCGAAGAAUAACGAUGACGGUGAUGAUAUUCGCAUCCAAGAGAAAGCAGACAUUUAGCGUGUUUCUGCUAAUACUGUUGAUCAUACUGGAACAAGGAGUGGCUACUCGCAAUGACUCGAUACAACCGACAACAAAUGAAGGAACGACUACCGAACAAUUGACAACUUAUGAUUCCUUGAAUAGUACAUCAACUACAGCGUCAUGGACCUCUUCACAGCAAGCUAUUUUUACGAGUGCUACUUAUAAUUCUACGAAUCACAAUUCUACAACUGUCGACCCAGCAAAUCCUAACUCAACGAUUGCUGUACCCAAGAGAAGACCAAGGAGACCAGAUCCAUACUGUUACCACCCGGACUAUGAUUUUUACAGUUAUAUUCACAAGCCACGGGUACAAACGAUUAUUGCCUGUCAACUGAUUCUCAGUACUAUCGUAGCCGUUGCUGGCGUAUUCGGGAGUAUUCUGUCUAUAAUAGUACUUUCGCGGGAAAAACGUAAAAACACCAGUAUCAUAUUCCUAAUCGCAAUGGCAGUUUCCGACCUACUUUAUCUUUUAGUGUUUUUAGUGUUUGAACCCUUCUAUAUCGCAUACUUUUUCACAAACUUAACAAACCGUACAGAUCCGACUGUGAUGGCGUUCAUCAAGGUGCGACAACUCAUUGCAAAUCAAUUUCUUAUUAUCUUUGGACUGAUCAGUACCUGGUUGGUUGUCUGCCUGACGAUUGACCGCUUUAUCGCGAUCAGAUUCCCCUUUCUUGCUCCCACUCUCUGCACAGUGAAGUCCGCAAUCAUCGAGUUGAUAGCGAUAUGCGUCUGUGCCAUUGGAAUAUCUGUCACUAAGUUUCUUGAACUCGAUAUCAUCCUAGCAACACACCCAUGUACUCUGGAACCCAUGUAUGUAAAAGUACCAGCUGAUCUUCUCAAAAACAAAGCGUUUUCACUUGGCUACAAUGUCUUGUUCUUCGCAAUCAUACGCAAUUUUCUGCCUGUUAUUUUGGUAGUUGUACUAAAUGCCUUAUUGGUCCAUUCAUUGAGGGCCGCCACCAAGCGACGAGUGGAAAUGAGCGGUGACAAAGAGCACAAGGCAAACGACAAUAACAUCACGCUGGUGCUUAUCAUCGUAGCCACUAUGUUCCUUAUUUGUAUCAUUCCUGGAGUGAUCAUGGCUAUAUUGACCAUGUGCCAAACAUGGGAAAUGCCAUUUACACAAACAAAUCACUAUAUCAUCGUAUUAGAAAUCGUGGUUUCAAUAGGCCGUCUUUUGACUGUUAUAAAUUCAUCGUGUAACUUCUUCAUCUACUGCGCCGUGAGAAAGGGGUUCCGGGUAACGUUAACAAGGAUGAUCUGUGGAGCCGAUUCCAAGUACCUGCCGUCUACGACUUCAACUAGUAACGAUACUGUUUCUACAACAGUUCCAAAAACAACUCGUGAAAAAAACAACAAAUAACCAAUGGGGAAGCACUGAAACUAUGUGACGAUUGGUGAAUAAAGGCAUUGCAAAUCUUUCCAAAACACCCUGCCACCUUUUGCUGCAUAAAGCCAUUUAAUCAUUGCUUCGCCGACGUUACAAAAGAUGGCGGGGUUUAUGGAAAUAACUAUCGCGUCCAAAGUGCUUUGAAUUCAUUCCAAGUUUGGCAAUUCUAAAAGUAGAAAUGCUUAGAGAUGUAAUCCCGGCAUUGAUAUUCCAGAUAUGUUAUUUCUUACAUGCCCUCUAUUAUCAAAGGGUUAAAAAUAAAAACAUUCACAUUGUGGCAUUUAUCAAUCCCACACAACUUGAGAAUAUGACGAGGGAAUUACCUAGUGUAUACAGUAAAAUGCAAAGGAUAGGUAUCGAUAUGGUGA
This is a messenger RNA of Owenia fusiformis, 1984 nucleotides long. The record is from the annotation of a GenBank genome assembly. NCBI's taxonomy places the organism in Eukaryota, Metazoa, Annelida, Polychaeta, Sabellida, Oweniidae.